This is a messenger RNA of Pogona vitticeps (central bearded dragon), 2251 nucleotides long. Its product is annotated as acyl-CoA (8-3)-desaturase. Gene Ontology annotation, biological process: lipid metabolic process. Lineage: Eukaryota; Metazoa; Chordata; Lepidosauria; Squamata; Agamidae. The record is from RefSeq and is a predicted model, not a curated record. Gene Ontology annotation, cellular component: membrane. Gene Ontology annotation, molecular function: oxidoreductase activity, acting on paired donors, with oxidation of a pair of donors resulting in the reduction of molecular oxygen to two molecules of water.
GAGGGGCGUGGCGCCAAGGCUGAUGGUGUGGCCGGAGGGGCGCUUAAUCCGGUUCGCGAGCGGUGGCGAGACACGGGGUGGGAUCGUGGCGGCUGUGCGGUCGAAGGUCGCGGUCGUCCCCUGAGAAUCGCCGCCGCCGCCGCCGCUGCUGUUGCUGGAGAUGGCCGAGGCGGAGGAACUCCCGGCGACGGGGGCGCCCCCUCCUCCGCGCUGCUUCACUUGGGACGAGAUCCAGCCCCGUUCAGGCCGAGCCCCGGAGCGGUGGCUGGUGAUCGAUCGGAAGGUCUACGAUAUCAGCCAGUUCCACAAGAGGCACCCGGGGGGAUCCCGCGUGAUCAGCCACUAUGCCGGGCAGGACGCCACGGAUCCCUUCACGGCAUUCCAUAUUGACAAGACCUUGGUGAGAAAAUUCAUGAAGCCCUUGCUGAUUGGGGAACUUGCUGCUGACCAGCCCAGUUUCGAACCCUGGAAAAAUAAGCAGCUCACAGAGGAUUUCCGUGAGCUUCGUGCAACUGUGGAGAAGAUGGGACUCCUGGAACCCAACUAUAUUUUCUUCUUCCUGUAUCUUGCACACAUCUUGGUGCUGGAUGUGGCUGCAUGGCUCAACAUGUGGUACUUCGGGUGCUCUUUGGUGCCUUUCCUCCUCUCUGGGUUGCUGCUGGGCACCGUCCAGGCCCAGGCAGGUUGGCUGCAGCAUGAUUUUGGACACCUGUCGGUCUUUGGCAGCUCUAAAUGGAACCACUGGGUUCACAAAUUUGUGAUUGGUCAUCUGAAGGGAGCACCAGCCAGCUGGUGGAAUCACUGGCACUUCCAGCACCAUGCUAAACCCAACUGCUUCCGCAAGGACCCUGAUCUCAACAUGCAUCCGUUGCUUUUCGCCUUGGGAAAGAAGCUCUCUGUGGAGCUUGGUAUAAAGAAGAAGAAGUUCAUGCCUUACAACCACCAGCACAAAUACUUCUUUAUCCUUGGACCACCAGCUCUGGUACCUUUCUACCUCCAGUGGUAUGUCUUCUAUUUUGCUGUCCAGCGCAAACAGUGGACGGAUCUGGCCUGGAUGGUGAGCUUCUAUAUCCGGUUCUUUCUGACUUUCUCAUUUUUGUUGGAUCUGAAGAGCCUCCUCGGGCUUUUCCUGAUAGUCAGAAUCAUAGAGAGCCACUGGUUUGUGUGGGUGACUCAAAUGAACCACAUCCCAAUGAAUAUUGAUUAUGAUCAGAAUGUCGACUGGGUUUCAACUCAGCUCCAGGCAACAUGCAAUGUAGACCAGUCCUUUUUCAAUGACUGGUUCAGUGGACAUCUCAAUUUCCAAAUAGAGCACCACCUCUUCCCCACCAUGCCUCGGCACAACUACUGGAAAGCUGCCCCCUUGGUGAAGUCCCUGUGUGCAAAAUAUGGCAUCGAGUACCAGUCGAAGCCUCUGCUGACAGCCUUUGCUGACAUCGUACACUCUCUGAAGGAUUCAGGGGAGCUCUGGCUUGACGCAUAUCUGAAUAAAUAAGCAAGCAAUAUUUCCGCGGAGGGCAUGAAGAGGACUCCCCACCCUCGCAGCCUCCAUCAAGUCAAGAGAGUCUUGGGCCCGGCUUAAUGGGGGAGGUGGGCAGCUGUGUGAACUGAAUUCUAGGUGUGUUGUUUCAAAGUAUUGAUUUUCUCCCUCUUUGCUGAUGCAACUCCCCUUCUUCCUUUCUUCUUGUGGGGAAGAUACUGAUGUGUUUCUGAAAACCUUAAGUGUACUAGGGUGAAAAUCUCCAAAGCCAGAAAAUGAUGCCACGAACCACUUCUCUGCUGCCAUUUCACUUACUUUGAAUGUAGAAAGUAACUCUGUGUGAAAGUAACCUCUAAGACUUUGUGGCCUUGGCCUCCUGCUUUCCUUGCUCCUUCCUAGAGUGAGAAGAAUUAAGGAUGUGGAGAUUGAAUUGAGGCAGAGAUGAAAUGGAAGAGAAGAAACACAGGUGCUAAGAAUUAAUGCUCCCGGGUGAGGUGAUUGGACUGGGGCCUCCAUGGCUUGACUUCUGGGGAUAUGAGACAAAGGAAGGACCGCAGAAGAUGACGCAAGCUGCAUUGCUGUGUGAACAACCACGAGAAGAGCCGAAUUCCUACAUGGGUGUGAAUUCAAGGGCAGUCCUAGGGUAGGGCCAGUUGUUCUUAACUGUGGGGUAAAAAACAAACACAGCUUUGAUAACCUUUUCUUGCUCAAGAGUUAUUGAUGCUCCUGACUGUAGGUCUCACACGGGAAAAUUAAAAUGUCCGGUACUUA